Andrographis paniculata is the source of this 780-nucleotide messenger RNA. Its product is annotated as putative expansin-B14. Gene Ontology annotation, biological process: sexual reproduction. Gene Ontology annotation, cellular component: extracellular region. Bases 1 to 780 code for a protein of 259 amino acids. The transcript has 4 exons. Lineage: Eukaryota; Viridiplantae; Streptophyta; Magnoliopsida; Lamiales; Acanthaceae. The record is from RefSeq and is a predicted model, not a curated record.
AUGUAUGCACUUCUUGUUUCGAUCGCCUUACCCCUUUUGCUCAUUUUAAUCGGCAAUUGCGCGCGCACCUAUUCCAACCCAUUGCACGUUGAGGAUUCUUUCUCGCACGGAGUUGCCACGUGGUAUGGAAGCCCCACAGGAUUUGGGAGCGCCGGUGCCUGUGGAUUCCAAAACGACGUGGAAAAUCCGCCGUAUAAUAGCAUGGUGGCUGCCGGAAACAAUAUUAUUUAUCAAUCCGGAAAAGGUUGUGGGGCUUGUUAUGAGGUGAAAUGCACUGACCAUCCGGCAUGCUCGGGUUUUCCUGUUACAAUAACCAUCGCGGAUGAGUGUCCGAGCUGCCAACAUGAUUCCCACCACUUUGAUCUUAGCGGAACGGCUUUCGGUUGCUUAGCCAAGCCCAAUCAAGCUGAUACACUACGAAAAGCCGGAAAAAUCAACAUUCAUCAACGACGAGUACAAUGUCAUUACCACACGGACAUAAAGUUCAAGCUCGACCAAGGCGCGAAUCCAUACUAUCUUGCUUUCUUGGUCGAACACAUGAGUGGAGACGGAGACGUAUCCUCAGUCGAGGUGUUGACUUCAAAUUCCAAAGGUAAGUGGAUGUCGAUGCAACGAAGUUGGGGCGAGACAUGGAAGAUGGAUAUGCCUGAUGGGAUGAAAGGCCCUUUUACUGUGAGGCUUACCACCGUAAAAUCGGGCAAACAGAUCGUGGCGAAAGAUGCCAUUCCGGCUGACUGGUAUCCCGGCCAGAAAUGUGAAUCCAAACUUACACUUGAAUGA